AUGUCUCUUAGCGAUUCUACAAGUGAGGCAGUUCGGAUUCCCCCCUCUCCCCCUCCCAUUCCUUCCUUCUCCACUUUGCCUGCCUGCUCUGCGUCUCCACCCCCCCCCCAGUCGCCCCUGUCGGUGCCCAUGGAGGUGAGCGUGGUGCUGGUGGGGCUGGACGGCGACGGCGCGUACCGUGUGGACGUGGAGGGCGAGCACGUGGAGUACCUGCUGCACCACGGCUUCAGCUACCACCGCCCCGCCUGCUGGGAGACCAAACGCGAGAUGCUCGUGCAGCACGAGCUCAGUUACAACGUGGUUAAGGCAUCGGAGGAGAGCCUGGUCUCGCUGGAGAAGGCCGUUCGGUCCAAUCUGAAGCUCGCACCCGGCUCUGCUGCUGCUGGUAGCAACACCACGUUGUACACAGUGGAGGCCACGAGCAUAGAGCCGACGUUCGACCGCAUGUACUCGGACCUCUUUGAGCAACCUGCAGAGGGCGAGGGCGAGGAGGGGGGCAGCGCGGGCGAGAACCAGCCGCACAAGGCCAUUGCUGUCUUCCUGUGUAACCUCGACAAGACGCGCAUGGACCCCUCACGCCCACCGCCCUCAGGCCCGGCCACUUCGGCCUUGACUGAGCAGCAGGUGCAGGAGCAGGAGGGCGGGUACACAUAUGCGUACUCGUACCACGGCGCAGGGCACGCACAGACGUGGCUCUCACAUGCCAGAUACGUGGUAAUAGACCUCUCCGCAGGGCCAGUCAUGUUCGGCCAUCUGGGCGAGGCAGAGGGCGCAGUGGUCCCAGGCACCGUCCCUCGCGUGCGCUCCAUGUUCCUGCCCGACCAACCCACUCUCUCCUCCUCCUCCUCAACCGCUGCCGCUGCUGCCGCCGCCGCCGCUGCUGGCAAUGCUGGUGGUGCGGCUGCGGCUGCAGUGGCAGCGGCAGCAGCGGCGUCGCUGCACGGGGCAGGGAAGCCGCAGAGCAAGGAGUUCUUCUCGGGUGCGCUGGCGGAUGUCGUGUCGUCUGCAGUGGAGCACCUCUUCUCACCUGACGUCCGAUUUUUGAACGUGGACGUGAGUCACAGGGUGCUGGUGGCGGUGAUAGUGCUAUCCAACCACCGCCACUUCAACCCCCUCGCACCGGGCCACGCCCAUUCCAUCAACCUGCACCAGCUUGAAGCACAGAUCACGGGCAUGCUAGCCCCAGGGCAGGAGGUGGUGCUGGUGAACGGGUGGCACUCGCUGCACGACCACGAGCGGCUGGCCAUGGCAGUGGAGAAGUCCAUCCGCCACCACUCCGUGCUGCUCACUCAUGCCGAUGGCUCCACCUCGCAUGGGACCACGAGCUUCCUUGAUGCGCCCUACCUGCUGCACCAAUUCCACGAGUCAGCUGACAUGCUCGCGUCUGCUCUGCUAGAGGCAGCGCACCCUGCUCUCUCCGCCUCGCUCUUCCUUGAAGACCCGGCAGCAGCAGUGGAGGCGGCGGACGAGGCAGCGAGUGCGAGCGAGGAGGACAGUGUGGUGCGCACAUCCCCGCCGUCCCCCUCCAAGGCGCCGCCGCGCCGCACGAUACUGCCGGUGAAGCGGUCGUGGGACGCGCACGUGGGGCUGAAGGACCGCACCAAGAGCACUGCUCGCCGUGCCGUGGACGCGGAGCUGGCUAGAGAGCACGGCACACGCGUGCUGCCUGUCUUUGUGCUGUCACUGGCGGGCAUAGAGGGGCAGCUGACGAUGGCGGAUGAGGGGGGGCAGGGUGCAGGGCAGCAGGUGUAUGCGGCACCGGACGCCGUGCUGGUGCUGCAGACAGCAGAGAACACCACCGUGCGCACGCGGUUCGUGUCAGAGGGCCAGCCAGUGUUUGUGUCGCCACAGCACCUGCAGCGCCCACUCACAGCGGGCAUAGCAGCGUCACUGGGAGGACUCAAAACUCUUUCCCGUCGCCUCUGCGUGUAUGCCUGUACAUGCGUGCUUGUGCACGCGUCUGCGUUUGGUGCGCAUUCUCCUGCAUGCAUACCCACCCACACACACGCACACAUGCAACACCAGGUGCACAGGCAGCGGAGCAUGCGGCGCAGCUGGGUGUGGGCGGUGGGGCACCACCCGUUCGGGCCGGUGUCGAAUACGUCGUCUCUGAGCUUGCUGCUGAGGGACAGCAUCCUCAUGAACGCCGUGUACUCGCGCGUUGACAUCUCCCUGCGCUCCCUGCACCGCUGCAUCCAGGUGAUAGGGUUAGGGGGCCACCACCUGCUGAGCUUGCUGCUGAAGGACAGCAUUCUCAUGAACGCCGUGUACUCGCGCGUUGACAUCUCCCUGCGCUCCCUGCACCGCUGCAUCCAGGCCAUAGAGGACUUCUCCAACACGUACCUGUUUGCAGCGCUAGGCAACGAGGUGUACCACCCCACGCACUCCGACACGCACGGCAGCAGCAACAGCACGGGCAGCAGUCUCAAAGCCGUGCUCAAGGCGCUGGAGUCGAUCUAUUCAGACCCGGCGCGGUCCUCGCUGCCCAUACCGCACUCUGUGGUGGAGCGACUCACACACAGCCUCAAGGAGGCGGAGGAGCAUCUAUCGAAGCUGAGCUCGCACCUGUACGAGCACGAGCUGGCCGACGCACACCACCUCUCGCGCUCCCUCUUGCACUUCACCCAUGGCUUCCACCACUACGUGGAGGAGGAGCUAUCACACGCACACGAGGCGAUGCGGUGCUGCCGCAUAGAGCACCGCUUCCCCUCGCGCACGGCGGGCGCUCUGCUGUACGGCUCCAUCCUGCUGGCGGGCUUUGCCGUGUACUUCCUCGUCAUCUUCUUCUCUGCUGCUGAGCACUGA
Closterium sp. Yama58-4 is the source of this 2805-nucleotide messenger RNA. NCBI's taxonomy places the organism in Eukaryota, Viridiplantae, Streptophyta, Zygnematophyceae, Desmidiales, Closteriaceae. The record is from the annotation of a GenBank genome assembly.